Messenger RNA from Podarcis raffonei (Aeolian wall lizard), 2461 nucleotides. RefSeq names its product FHF complex subunit HOOK interacting protein 2B (gene FHIP2B). Bases 90 to 2309 code for a protein of 739 amino acids. Lineage: Eukaryota; Metazoa; Chordata; Lepidosauria; Squamata; Lacertidae. The transcript is spliced from 17 exons. The record is from RefSeq and is a predicted model, not a curated record.
GGAACGGCCGCGGGCGGGCGGAGGGGAGAAAGGGCGCAGACGGCGCCCUGGGCGGGGAGGCUCCUCCUCUCUCCUCCCGCGGAGAAGCCAUGGCUCUCCUGGGCCGCCUGGGAGCCCUCCUGCAACGGGCCGUGGAGACGGAGGAGCCGCGCCUGGACCUCCCAGCCGCCUUCACGGACCACUGGAAGGGCAUCACCCAGUUUUACCUGGAGACCACAGAUGAAAACAAACCAGCAAAAGAGACGGACAUCCCCUGGCGCUUGAAACAGAUGCUAGAUAUCCUAGCAUACGAGGAGAAGAAGCAGCCAUCGGGGGAGACAGGACCCUGUUUGGAGUACUUGCUUCAACACAAAAUCCUGGAGACCCUCAGCACUAUGGCAAAAGCAGAGUAUCCCACAGGGAUGAGGUCUCACGUGCUCCUCUUCUUCAGCCGCUUGCUGGGACAAAUGCAGUGCCCUCUGCUGCAUUACCUGAACGUGUACAGGCCUGUCCAGAAACUCCUCCACCUUGGGAACGACGCACUAGGCUCUGAGCCUGAGAAGGAAAUGAUGCAGCUUGUUGCUGCCCUGUGUACCAAGAUCAAACAGGAUCCGGCCCUGCUGCCCUACGUCCUGGAGGGCAAGAAUGCGGCGAGUGGGCAGAAAGUGGAUCAGGCCUUCCAACCUCCGGGAGCAACAGCAGAGCCUGCCUUGGACCCUGCCCGGACCCUGCCCACCCCUCUAGAGCAGGACAGAAGGCUGUGCCCAGAGGAAGCUUCCUGCGAGGUGCGGCUUGCGGAACCAGCCUCCUCUGCCCCAAACCUGGUGACCUCCCUGAUCAGCUUGUGCCAGAGCAAGAAGAGGAAGGUUGCCCUCAAAGCUCAGGAGAACCUUCUGCUGCUAACCAGCAUCGACCAUCAAGCAGCUGCCCUGGCUCUGGCGCGAGACAGCAGGCUUUGCCCCCUGGUGGUUGACCACCUCUGCACGCUGUGCGAGGCCAUCCCAGCCACUGUCAACCCUGCCGAUGUCACCACGCUUCAGCCGGUCAGCUGGAGGCUUCAGGGCAGCUGCGUUGAGGAGAACGCCUUCCCAGGCCAGGCCAGCCUGGAGGCUUUCUUUGCCUGGCUCGAUCUCUGUGAUUGCAUAGCGAAAGAGGCCCACCCGGUUGUGGCAGGUGCUGUAAGUGAGACGGUGGCUCAGAGGUUCUUCCAGGGAGUCCUGCGGUCCCAGCUGCUGCAAAUGUCAGAACGCGGCAUCCUUCUCUCGACAGCUGUCCUGACUGCCUUGGUAAGACACAUCCGCUCUCCUGCGCUCCUCCAGGAAUUGGUUGGGUUUGUGCUGGGAACCAAGGAAGGACCCGCAGUGGCCAAGGAUCCAGGCCACCAGCCGCAACACCACCUCUGCUCCCAACUGAUUGAGCGCUGCAACCACUUGUCGGAUGAGAUCAGUAUGGCCACCUUGAGGCUGUUUGAGGAGCUGCUGUGGCUUCCGGAUCGCCGUGUCAUGCAGCGCCUGGUCCUGGACCACCUGGAGGAGCGCAGCUACCUCCUGAGAAGCCCACCUGGGCAGGAGGAGUCCCUUGCUCGCGAGCAAGAGCCCUGCGAGGAUGGGCUAGAACUGGAGGAAGAUCCCUACUUCAUAGACGGGUUCCCAGGCACCAGCUUCCAGGUCUCUACCAAGCCGGGCGUCCCUGCCCCAAAGCAGCAAGCCCAGCCGCAGGACGUGAAGGAGGUGGUCAGCAGCUUCCUCUGCCUGGUUCCCAGUGAAGCAAAGACCUCUGCCUACCUGGAAGAGGCCGGGUAUGACACCUAUGUCCACGAUGCCAGUGUGCUGUUCCAGGAAUGUUGUACCAAGGCGUCUUGCUGGCACUGGCCAAAGGCCCCUCGGCCCCUGGAGACCUGCUCUGCCAGCACCGGCUUCUACGAGGGCCGUUUCUUGGAAGUGCUCUUUGAACGGCUGAUGCGCAUCCUGGACCAGCCCUACGCAGUGAACCUGCAGGUGACAUCGGUGCUGUCCCGCCUGGCUCUCUUUCCCCACCCUCACCUCCACGAGUACCUCCUGGAUCCCUACUUGCCUCUGGCCCCCGGCUGCAGGACCCUCUUUUCCGUCCUGAUCAGGGUGAUUGGAGACCUAAUGCAAAGGAUCCACCGGAUACCAAACUUCCCCACCAACUUGCUGCUGGUCCGGAGGGGGCUGAUGAGGCUGGUCCCUGCUGAAGAACAACAGAUCGGCCAUCGUACCCUCCUGGAGGGGGUGGUUGUCCUCGAAGAAUUCUGCAAGGAGCUGGCGGCCAUUGUCUUUGUCAAGUCCAUGCGCGAGGUCCCCGCCUGACGUUCCAAGGAGCGCGCUGCCCCUUUUGGAUCCCACACUUCUCAAGGGAUGGCUGCACAGCUGGGGUCUGGAAAGGGCAUUUGUGGCAACCCUAGAGGCCUUUGCAGCCUCGUAAGAACCGGGCCUCAGCCGUCGCUGGUUGCCUUCAUGCG